This is a messenger RNA of Drosophila subobscura, 886 nucleotides long. RefSeq lists its product as uncharacterized. NCBI's taxonomy places the organism in Eukaryota, Metazoa, Arthropoda, Insecta, Diptera, Drosophilidae. The transcript has a single exon. The coding region runs from base 113 to 814 and encodes 233 amino acids. The record is from RefSeq and is a predicted model, not a curated record.
CAGCGUCCAGACCGCUCCGAACAGCACACAAAACAUUUUAUUCAAAAUUUCAGCCCCAAAUUUAAGUUCGCAAAAAUCAAGUUUUUGGCAUUAAAAUUGAGAAACAACGAAAAUGGUUGGCCUUUCGUUAGUGCGCGAUUUGCUGCUGCCACAAAGGCUGCUGCGUGCCAUGGGGCAGUGCAGCCGUUUGUCGUCCUCGUUUAAGGGCUGCCAGGAGGAUCAGGAUUCCAGAUGCAAGAAGACGGGCACAAAGUCUCCCUGCGGCAGGCCGAAGCUGCAGCGCAAGAAGCCAAAGCCCAAGCCCAAACAGAAAUUCAAGUCAAUGUGGCUGAAUCCGUUCUGUGAUCCCCACGAGGCUCACUGUCCGUUCAAUCCCCGCUUCGAUGACAUCUACUACGUGGAGUCGGACAAGGCGAAGCGUCGCUACUGGCAGACCUGGGUCUCGUGUCCACCCAUGAAGAUGAAGGAGAAGAAAAUCUGUUGCUUUGAGCGUGCCAGGGGGCCGCCAGUGAAGCGUCGCAAGCAUCGCAAGCCGAAGACCGCCUGCGAGCCGCCACCGUGCCCGGACCCAGACUCGCUGGACUGCCCCAAGUUGAAGCGUCGCUGCCACAGGAAGGGGCGCAUACCGCCCUCGUGCAUAGCCUAUCCUUCGCCCUCGGAUUGCCGCAAACCUCUAACACCCUAUCCCUCAUUCUCCGAGUGUCGCAGACUCAAACCUGGGGCGCUGCCCCUCAGCGAGUGCGCCUGCUACAAGAGUCCCAUGAUGUGCGAGGCCUGGGCAGAGUUUCGGCUGCGCGCACUACGGAAAAAAUAGCAAAAUUAACGGAGCAAGGUCUGGAUCUGUGGGUUUUUACAUGGAAUAAAUAAAGGAAAGUUGCGAACUUAA